AUGGACCCAGGGUUCCAGAUAACAUGCGUAUCGUCAUAUAUUCCAGGGCGGAUUCAAGAUCACAUUGCUGACAUUAAAGCCCGGGCCGCUGAGGAAUUAGCUAUAUCGAGGCAGCAAUGGCGGAAUGGGAGCUGUAGCGGAUUCAGAGAGGCUGCCAGGACCCCAGCGGACGACUUGAUUCAGCAGGUUAUGCAUCCAGACAGUGACGAUGACAACGAAGAUGGCAUCCCGUCGUAUGUCUGUGAAAAAACGCAAGAUAACCGGGCGGAAGAGAAUGCAGCUGAGGAGAACGGAACAGAGGAAAACAAAGCCGAAGAAAAUCAUGUGGUUAUCGACUUUGGGUCAGAGGAGACUGCGGCAGGGCUGACUGCCAGGUCUUUGGAUUCUGUUGCGUUCACAAAUGGGUCAUUAGAAAUUGAAAAUAAAAGCAACAACCCUGGCCUCCGCUCAAACGAUCGUCCCAGCCAACGUUCCAACGAUCAUUCCAAUGAUCGUUCCAACGAACGUACCGGUGACAUACGCCCUAGCGACUCUCGUGGAAGUGGCAACGCUCCCGGUAUCGUACGCAAGGAUGCAGAGAGCUUACCGAACGUAGGGGGUUGGAAAGCAUCCAGUAGAUUGAUCUUCUGGAAUGGAUAUCUGACGUGUCGUCGGAAGCUCAUGCUCUGCGUCUAUGGUUUAGUGUACAUGCUGGGCAGUAUGUGGAAGAAUGUGAUGUUCCUGACCAAUGUGCUCGGCGUCGUUUUCACAGGCACGAUCGAUCCGAGAACGGGGCGCAUGCCCUCUGAAGAGAAGCGACUGGAGGAUAUUCUGUCGGCCGGGGUGGCAUGCUUGUAUCAACGCGGGGAGAAAUUGUGGUACUGCGACAAGUGCGAUAUUUUCCGGCCUCUGCGGUCUAAACACUGCAACGACUGCGGCUACUGUGUUCGUACAUAUGACCAUCACUGUCCCUGGAUCGGUGUAUGCGUGGGCGAGCGAAACAAAGGCUGGUUCUGCUUCUUCUUGGUGCUACAGUCCGUCGAGCUGGCUUACGCAAUUGUGAUGUCUGUCUUUGCGACGAUUGUGGAUUCGGACUGGCUUGAAAGGAGAAACCCCACUCUCGACGACUUGGUCAUCAUGACCGCAUCGCUGAUGGUGUUUCACGUCAUUUUGAUUUUGGCCAACGUCACCACCUGGGAAAUGACGAGCUGGAAGCGGAUCAGCUACCUCAAGCGUCGCGAUCGGUCGAGGGGAAGCCCUUUCGGCACGAGUAGUCUCAAGGAAAACGUGAGCUUGGCGCUGCAGGUCCCGGCCCCCCUUAUUGGACGGUGGGAUCCCAGCAAGCUCACGCGGUUGGGUAAAUACGUAGUAGGCUUUAACGACGAGCUGUUUUGGCUUCCCGCUGACCCAGGUAAGGUUCCUGCCGCCCCUCCACCCGCCCAACCCACCCAAAUCCGAUCAAUCCUACUCAUCUUCCGAACUGGUUCGUUCCGCGAGCCCAUUGGUUCCCCGGCAUAUUCCCCCGAUCCUGUUGGCUGUAGAAGCGCGGGAAUUGGACUGGACCCGUGCGCGGUCCGGCCGCGGCGCGGUCCGGGUGGAUUAAUUCCGGCGAAAAUUAAUGAGUUAAUGGAGGAGUCGAGUAAGCGGCGCCGGAAGGAGGAGGUGACUUGUCGCGUGUGUCUCAAGGCAGCGGCCCUGUAUGUCUGUCCGCGAUGCGAGACACGGAGUUGCUCGCUGGCCUGCAGUCGACAGCACAAGGCGACGGAGAACUGUUCCGGCCGGCGCGCGGUCGAGUUUGCCGCGCGUGGGGCUAUGGAUGCGGGCACUCUGAUGAAGGACUUGAAGAUCCUGACGGAGGCGAGCGAGGUGGUGGAGUCGGCGGCGCGGCUGGACGGGCAAAUGGCGCUCAACCAGGUGUCUGCCAUCCACCCAGACUCCGUGGCGCCGGUCUUGGAGGAGCGCGAAGCGCCGGCGGGUGACCGUGUCAAGCGGGAGGCCGAAGGGACGCCCGAAGAGGGGACGCCAGGUGAGGGAACGUGCGGCGAAAGGUGGUACCGGGACAAACCGUCGCGGGACAGAGCGGGGCGAGGGGAUUUGCUCGCAUUUGGGGGCGGCGUGAACAAGAAUUGUCGCCAAGUCAUCCAGGCUGCUGGCGUCUACUUUCGCCAAGGUCCCCAGUGCUCCGCACGGCGUCGACGAAACACAACAUCGCUGAAAAAGAAACGGCUGCGUUGGCGCGUCGAGUGGACUGUUUAUGCACCCACCGGUGGCGUCGUGCGUGAAGUCCAGGUUAAGGCGCAGUCGCCGCAAUUCCUCAUGCGCACUCAAGUCGUGCACGUGCUGCGGCAACUGCCCGACCUGGUCCGGGAAAUGCUUAGCGGUGCGACCAUGAGCGGGGCGGUCCUCGGUGGUGUGAUCCCGAGUGGUGUGGCGGAGUCAGUUCCCACCACAACGUACGACGGCGCACUGGAGGACGACGCAGAGGAGGGCGCAGGGGAGGAAGACGCAGAGGAAGGCCACGCGGACGUUGUUCCUGACGAGGGGGCUGUUCCGGACACCAGCGCUGUUGCUGAGGACUCGCAGCCGCCGCUGGUUCAGGAAGUGUCUUCUGCCGUGGGUACGACGAGGUUGAAAGAACAAGAGGAACUGGACUUGGCCGAGGUGCCGCGAAGGGUGGAGACGGCUGCGGAAGGACCCGCGGCGGUGGAAGGACCCAUGGCGGCGUCUCGGUUGCCUGGAGAGCUUGUGCGUUUGGCGAGCCUGUUCGACAUUUUGCUUCUGGACGAGUCAGUGCCGAGCAACCAGCGAGGAUAUAUAAGAAUGGAUCAGGAGGAGACGUUGGAGGCUUGUCUCCAAGGCGUCUUAAUAACCGACUUUCCUCGAUUCCAGUUAGUGCCGAAGGACUUGUUGGCAAAUCGGGCGAAGACAAAGCCCUAUGACCUGGACAUCGACGCGCUGCCUGCGUAUGCAUUGGGGGUUAUAAACACGCGCUUGGACGUGCGUGCCAGCUUCAACGGGGCACCCGUGUACGAGCGGCAUUAUGCCGCCGCCGCGGUCUCUCCUUGA
Molecule: messenger RNA, 3045 nt
Organism: Gregarina niphandrodes
Lineage: Eukaryota; Apicomplexa; Conoidasida; Eugregarinorida; Gregarinidae
Product: DHHC palmitoyltransferase
Exons: 5
Coding region: 1-3045 (1014 amino acids)
Biological process (GO): protein targeting to membrane; peptidyl-L-cysteine S-palmitoylation
Cellular component (GO): endoplasmic reticulum; Golgi apparatus
Molecular function (GO): protein-cysteine S-palmitoyltransferase activity
Source: RefSeq, a predicted model, not a curated record